UUUUUUUUUCUUUUUUGAAAAACAAAACCCAAAGGGCAAUCGACGCUGGAGCUGGGAAAAUCGGCAACUCGGGUUUACAAAUGCCAAUGGUCUGAAAAGCAGAACAGCCUCUCAUCAAAAACAAUAUCGAAGAAUCUCUUCUACAACAAUGGCGGAUCCUUACUAUCGAUAUGAUGCUGCCCCGGCCAGAGAUGGUGUUGCAAGGCCCAACUUCCCGGGCUACCUUUCAUCAGAAGCACCGUCACUGUUUGCUUCUAGUGGCACAACUUCUGAUUACCUACAACCCGAUGUAAAUCCAAUUCGAUCUGGGACAUAUGGUGUGAAUGAUUAUUCUAGCGUCGGGGCACAUCCUGAACCUGGUCUUGGUGGAUUAUCAGCUGGGGCAAGCACUAAAGGUUAUGCUUCUCCAUUGGAUGAUUCAUAUUUGAGAAGCCAAAGACCAGAUUAUGGAGUGGGUAUCAGUCCAAGGCCACUGGAAAUGGUGAAUGAGAGGCCAAGCUCCUUGAGAAACGUUGAGAACUUCUCAGCAUCAGCACCAACAGCUGCAUCAUCAAGAGACUCAAAUAUCUUGUUUGUAGGUGGGCUCCCCACAGAUUGUACAAGGAGAGAAGUGGGCCAUAUAUUUCGACCAUUUAUCGGCUUCAAAGAUAUCAGAGUUUUCCAUAAGGAGGCAAGACAUAGUGGGGACCGUGCGAUGGUCCUUUGCUUUGUCGAAUUCGCUGACUCGAAAUAUGCUUUGACUGCUAUGGAAGCUCUCCAAGGUUACAAGUUCGAUGACAAGAAGCCUGACUCCCCUUGCUUGAUGAUCCAUUUUGCGCAUUUCCCACUCCGUCUCCCUUCUGACCGAGAUGAAGACCGGGCAGAGGCCCCCCACUGACGAGGCAUGCAUAAUAUGCUAUAAUAGUUGUUAGCUCAUUCACAUAGUCCUGGGGUCCUCGAGAGUACACAUUUUCUGCAUAUCGAAAACAGUGUCAGGAACUUGCAUUUCGGCCCCCCUCCCUGUAAAAAGCAAAUGUUUUUGUUCUGUCGUUCUGGUUUUGAGACAACAGUUUUGAUACAAGAAAUAUAGAGAUCGAAAGAAGUCGUUUAGAUGAAA
This is a messenger RNA of Punica granatum (pomegranate), 1096 nucleotides long. The record is from RefSeq and is a predicted model, not a curated record. NCBI's taxonomy places the organism in Eukaryota, Viridiplantae, Streptophyta, Magnoliopsida, Myrtales, Lythraceae.